Hibiscus syriacus is the source of this 825-nucleotide messenger RNA. Its product is annotated as 14-3-3-like protein GF14 iota. Lineage: Eukaryota; Viridiplantae; Streptophyta; Magnoliopsida; Malvales; Malvaceae. The coding region runs from base 1 to 825 and encodes 274 amino acids. The record is from RefSeq and is a predicted model, not a curated record. Gene Ontology annotation, biological process: signal transduction. Gene Ontology annotation, cellular component: cytoplasm. The transcript is spliced from 7 exons.
AUGUCUACUUCUGAGAAAGAGAGAGAAACCCAUGUUUACCUGGCCAAACUUGCCGAACAAGCCGAACGUUACGAAGAAAUGGUGGAGAGUAUGAAAAAAGUGGCGAUAUUAGACUGCGAUCUCACCGUGGAAGAAAGGAACCUACUUUCAGUAGGAUACAAGAACGUGAUCGGCGCACGGAGAGCUUCAUGGCGGAUCAUGUCUUCCAUCGAACAGAAAGAGGAAUCCAAAGGAAACGAAGAGAACGUUAAGCUGAUCAAAGGGUACCGUCGAAAAGUCGAAGAAGAGCUUUCCAACAUCUGCACCGACAUUUUGAGCAUCAUCGAUAAGCAUCUCAUCCCUUCUUCUUCCUCCGGUGAAGCCACUGUUUUUUAUUACAAGAUGAAAGGCGAUUACUACCGGUAUGUUGCUGAGUUCAAGAUGGAUCAAGAAAGGAAAGAAGCUGCUGAGCAGUCAUUGAAGGGUUAUGAGGCUGCUGCUGCUGCUGCAAACACUGAUCUGCCUUCAACUCAUCCGAUUCGGCUUGGCCUGGCCCUGAACUUCUCUGUGUUUUACUACGAGAUAAUGAACUCACCUGAGAGGGCAUGUCAUUUGGCAAAGCAAGCUUUUGAUGAAGCCAUUUCGGAAUUGGACACAUUGAGUGAGGAGUCGUAUAAGGAUAGCACCCUCAUUAUGCAGCUGCUCAGAGAUAACCUCACUCUCUGGACUUCUGAUUUGCCUGAAGAUGGAGGUGAAGACGGCGUAAAAGGAGAAGAUGGUAAAUCCACAGCAGCCAAAUCUGAGGCGAAAGCCGAGUACCACCAAAAACCAGAUAAUGAAAUUUGA